UGUCUGACGGUUGCUAUGGGAAACCCGUGGGUUUCCCCUGGUGAUGGGCUGAGCCCCUCUCUAUCUCCUGGGAAAUGGUUGCUGUGGCAACGCAUCCCCCCUGCUGGAUGGAGGCACGAGGAGGGGAUCCAUGGGGAGGGGACACCCGCUGACACCCCCACGCUGCCUGCAGACCCCGGCUGGGCGUCCAUCAACCGCGGGGUGCUCAUAUGUGACGAGUGCUGCAGCGUGCACCGCAGCCUGGGCCGCCACAUCUCCAUCGUCAAGCACCUGCGCCACAGCCCCUGGCCCGCCACGCUGCUCCAGAUGGUGCACACCUUGGCGAGCAACGGGGCCAACUCCAUCUGGGAGCACUCGCUGCUGGAUCCAGCGCAGGUGCAGAGCGGGCGCCGGAAGGCAAACCCCCAGGACAAAGUGCACCCCACCAAGUCUGAGUUCAUCCGUGCCAAGUACCAGAUGCUGGCCUUCGUCCACAAGCUGCCCUGCCGGGAUGAUGACGGCGUCACUGCCAAGGACCUCAGCAAGCAAUUGCACUCAAGCGUGCGGACGGGCAACCUGGAGACCUGCCUGCGCCUGCUCUCGCUGGGUGCCCAGGCCAACUUCUUCCACCCGGAGAAGGGCACCACACCACUGCACGUGGCGGCCAAGGCCGGGCAGAUCCUGCAGGCAGAGCUGCUCGUGGUCUACGGUGCCGACCCUGGGGCGCCUGAUGUGAAUGGCCGGACCCCCAUUGACUAUGCCAGGCAGGCAGCCCAGCACGAGCUGGCGGAGCGGCUGGUGGAGUGCCAGUAUGAGCUGACCGACCGGCUGGCCUUCUACCUCUGCGGCAGGAAGCCGGACCACAAGAAUGGGCACUACAUCAUCCCGCAGAUGGCUGACAGGGUGCGCCCAAAGUGCAUGGCACAGAGCCUGGCCAGGCUCCACUCCCAGCCCCAGCGGGCUGGCCCUGCACCCGCGCCUGCAUCCUGCCGGCUCCGGGCCCUGCAGCCUGCUUGUCCAGGGGGUCUGGGCCCUGUGUCCCCCGGCUCUGACACCAGGUGCCUUCCCGCAGUCUGGCUGACGACGCAGAACCACAGCACGCUGGUGACCGAGCGCAGCGCCGUCCCCUUCCUCCCUGUCAACCCCGAGUACUCAGCCACGCGCAACCAGGGCCGGCAGAAACUGGCCAGGUUCAACGCCAGGGAGUUUGCCACCUUGCUGAUCGACAUCCUUGGGGAAGCCAAGCGCCGGCAGCAAGGGAAGAGUCUGCUCAGCCCCACGGACGCCCUCGACUACUCGCUGCGGGGCCAGAGUGACCUGGACGACCAGCACGACUACGACAGCGUCGCCUCUGACGAGGACACAGACCAGGAGCUGCUGCGCAACGCCUCCCGCAACAACCGCGCCAGGAGCAUGGACUCCUCCGACCUGUCAGAUGGCCCCAUCACGCUGCAGGAGUACCUGGAGGUGAAGAAGGCUCUGGCUACCUCUGAGGCCAAGGUGCAGCAGCUGAUGAAGGUGAACAACAGCCUGAGCGAUGAGCUGCGCCGGCUGCAGCGCGAGAUCCACAAGCUGCAGGCAGAGAACACGCAGAUCCGGCAGCAGACUGGUCCUGCACACCCUACCCCGGCCCCCAGCGAGCGGCUGGAGCACGGGCACCCCCCGGGCACGGUCCCCCCACACCGCCGGGACCGCCAGGCCUUCUCCAUGUACGAGCCGGGCUCGGCGCUGAAACCCUUCGGGCAGCCAGUGGAGGAGCUGGUGACACGGCUCCAGCCCUUCAGCCCCAGCGAGGUGGAGGACGAGGCUCUGUACUCCAUGCACAUCCCGGCCAGCGUGUACCGGAUCCGGAAAGGUCCAUCUGCCUCCUCGGUGCCCUUCCCUCCAUCCUCCCCACUGCUCUCCUGCCCGCCUGAUGGUGCCCGACACAUGAGCAAGCUGGACCGGCACGGCAGCGGCACUGACAGCGACUAUGACAACACACAGGGUGGUGAGGUUCUGGUCAGCAUGGAUGGCAAGCGGUUUGUGGACCUGAGCAAGGAUGAGGAUUUCCCCCACGAGCUGGACCCGCUGGACGGGGAGCUGGAUCCUGGCCUGCCCAGCACAGAGGAUGUCAUCCUCAAAACUGAGCAGGUCACCAAGAACAUCCAGGAGCUGCUGCGGGCAGCACAAGAGUCCAAGCAUGACAGCUUCGUGCCCUGCUCAGAGAAGAUCCACUCGGCUGUGACAGAGAUGGCAUCACUCUUCCCUAAGAAACCAGCACUGGAGACGGUGCGGAGCUCCCUGCGGCUGCUCAACACCAGCGCCUACCGGCUGCAGAGCGAGUGCCGCAAGACCGUGCCCCCCGAGCCCGGCGCCACCGUGGACUACCAGCUCCUGACCCAGCAGGUCAUCCAGUGUGCCUACGACAUCGCCAAGGCCGCCAAGCAGCUGGUCACCAUCACCACUCGUGAGAAGAAGCAGUGAGCGCCAGCCCGCGCCCCCCUGUGUCCCCAGGGCCCUGCACUCUCCGUGUCCCCCUUCCCUCCGGCAGCAGCCGGCACCUGGGGCAAGGGUGGCUGCAAGUGGCCUUUUUUGGGGAGCCGGGGUGCGGGGUUCCUCGUGGCCCCCGCGCCCCCAUCAAGGAGCUGGUGCUCAGCCUGCGGGGUAGGUGCCUGCGCCCCCCUGUACAGCCCCCCCGCGCCCCCGUGGCACGCGCCUAACUUAUCCUGUACAUAGGCUCUGUAGCUGUCCGUGGCGGCGGUGGCCUUGUACCCCCACCCCCCACAAAACCCUUCUCUGGGUGGCCCCGAGGCCACCCACGACAUUACACUGGACUGGGGCGCCGUCCCUCCCCCGGGCGUCCUGAACCCCUCCCCGGGUGUCGUGCCCCGUGCCGGGGCCACGCUCCCCACUGUAAGAUGUGUCCUUGUACAUUUGUAUCAAUAAAGGUGUGAGCAUUGCA
Messenger RNA from Ficedula albicollis (Collared flycatcher), 2923 nucleotides. RefSeq names its product GIT ArfGAP 1 (gene GIT1). Lineage: Eukaryota; Metazoa; Chordata; Aves; Passeriformes; Muscicapidae. Gene Ontology annotation, biological process: brain development; regulation of ARF protein signal transduction. Gene Ontology annotation, molecular function: GTPase activator activity; protein binding. Bases 16 to 2445 code for a protein of 809 amino acids. The record is from RefSeq and is a predicted model, not a curated record. The transcript is spliced from 19 exons.